Molecule: messenger RNA, 1605 nt
Organism: Tricharina praecox
Lineage: Eukaryota; Fungi; Ascomycota; Pezizomycetes; Pezizales; Pyronemataceae
Product: putative CTP synthase 1
Exons: 6
Coding region: 1-1605 (534 amino acids)
Biological process (GO): CTP biosynthetic process; pyrimidine nucleobase biosynthetic process
Cellular component (GO): cytoophidium; cytoplasm
Molecular function (GO): CTP synthase activity; identical protein binding
Source: RefSeq, a predicted model, not a curated record
AUGAACGUCGAUGCCGGAACCAUGGCCCCCACUGAGCACGGCGAAUGUUUCGUUCUCAGCGACGGAGGAGAAGUCGAUCUCGACCUCGGGAACUACGAGAGAUACCUUAACAUCACCUUGACCCGAGAGAACAACAUCACGACCGGGAAGGUGUACCAGCAGGUGAUCGAGCGGGAGAGGCGUGGCGAUUAUCUUGGAAAGACGGUGCAGGUGGUUCCUCACCUGACAGACGCCAUCCAGGAUUGGAUAGAGCGUGUCGCACAGGUUCCUGUCGACGAGACAGGCGAGAAGCCGGACGUCUGCAUCAUCGAGCUCGGAGGAACCGUUGGAGACAUCGAGUCCGCUCCGUUCAUCGAGGCUCUACGCCAGCUCAGAAGGCGCGCGGGCAAGGACAACUUUAUGCAGAUCCAUGUGUCACUGGUGCCGGUCAUUAGUGGUGAGCAGAAGACGAAGCCCACCCAGGCGGCCAUCAGAGAUGUUAGAUCUGCCGGUCUGUCGCCCGAUUUGAUUGCCUGCCGUUGCCCGCAACCGCUCCAACCGGCAACCAUUAAGAAGAUUGCACUCUUCUGCGAUGUCAACAACGAGCAGGUUAUCGCUGUUCACGACGUAAACUCGACCUACCAUGUGCCCAUCCUCCUGGAUGAUCAGAAGUUGGUCGAGCUUCUCACCACCACCAUGUCACUCGACAAGAUCGAAAUUCCCGCUGCCUACAUCAAGAAGGGCAAGGCCCUCUGGAAAGAGUGGAGAACUCUUACCCUUGCCCAGGACCGCUUGUACGACACCGUGACUAUUGCCCUUGUCGGAAAGUACACCGAUCUUCACGACUCUUACCUCUCCACCGUGAAGAGUCUGGAGCACUCCGCAAUGCACUGCAAUCGCAAGCUGAACCUCGUGUGGGUUGAGGCCGAGGCUUUGGAGCCCGCUGUUAAUGCCAGUGAUCCCGCGAAAUUCCACAAGGCAUGGCACGAUGUGUGCACUGCUGACGGUAUCCUGAUCCCUGGAGGAUUCGGCGCUCGGGGGACUGAGGGAAUGGUGGCGGCUGCCAAGUGGGCCAGGGAGCACAAGAUUCCGUACUUGGGAAUUUGCCUGGGAAUGCAGGUUGCAGUCGUCGAGUAUGCCCGGAAUGUUUGCGGCAUGAAGGACGCACACUCCGUUGAGAUCUCGGCUGAGACCCCCAACCCUGUCAUUAUCUUCAUGCCCGAGGGAUCGAAAACUCACCUUGGAGGAACCAUGCGUCUUGGACUUCGCCCUACCGUCUUCCAACCUGGAUCGGAAUGGUCUAAAAUCCGCCAGCUCUACUCAGAAGCUGGUCAGAUUCUCGAGCGCCACCGCCACAGAUACGAGGUCAACCCCGAGUACGUCGACCGGCUCACCGAGGCUGGUUUGAACUUUGUUGGAAAGGACGACACCGGUGAGCGUAUGGAGAUUGUCGAGCUCAAGGAGCACCCUUACUUUGUCGGUGUGCAGUUCCACCCUGAGUACCUGAGCAGGGUGUUGAACCCCAGCAAGCCGUACCUCGGAUUCGUGGCGGCAGCUUCUGGUAAUCUGGAGAGGUUUUUGCACCCGGAGGGAGAAGUUCUGACCAAUGGCGAUGUCUCUCCUUAG